Messenger RNA from Arvicola amphibius (Eurasian water vole), 3116 nucleotides. Its product is annotated as tripartite motif-containing protein 30A-like. The transcript has 10 exons. Gene Ontology annotation, molecular function: zinc ion binding; protein binding. Bases 1020 to 2633 code for a protein of 537 amino acids. NCBI's taxonomy places the organism in Eukaryota, Metazoa, Chordata, Mammalia, Rodentia, Cricetidae. The record is from RefSeq and is a predicted model, not a curated record.
UGUCCCUGCUGGGUGGGAAUCUUGAUUGUGAGCAGCUGCCCUGAACUGCAGCUUCCUCCAUGGCGAAGGCUUUUUUUUCCAGAGGAUCAAGACAUUUUUAGAUGUAACAUGAGCCUGAACAAGUAACCUGACAACUUCCUGUAGCACUGUGUCCUAAGCUCCGGGAAGGCAGAGCUGAGACAUCAAACUUAGAGACCAAGUCCUCAGGACACUGUGGCCUCCAUUUGCUCCUCUCCACAGAUUCGGGAUCUCUUGGUUGGUGUCUGAAGGCUUGAGAGCAAAUCUAGAGGGCAGAAUUUGGAAGAAAACACUCUUUGUUCUGGAGCACACCCACAGAAUUCACUGAACAUGAAAAAGUUGAGCUAGUGCCUACAUGGAGCCUUCACCUCUACAUUCUAGUCUCUCUGGUGAACGAAGAUCCUCUGCAGGCUACCAAAAGAAAUUCAAACACCAACCAAGUCACAAAGCCUUCACCUACAGUCUGUCCUGCCUGUGAGAUAUGCUAGGGCAGUAGUGGCACAAAACUGGUGGCAGUAGCCAACCAAGCUCGGAUUUGACUUAAGGCCUACACCAAGGGAAUGAACCCAUACCAGAUAUUGUGUGGGCAGACCAAGAACCAGAAACUACAUAGCCCAGAAGCCUAGGGUAAAAUCCAAACUCUACUGGACUUACAAAAAAAGGAAAGAAAAACACAAAACAAGUAAACAUUUCAUUUUGUUUUGAGUUGUAUAUUUUUGAGCCUGCCUGUGUGUAUACACAUUUGAAAGGAUGGUUGGGAUAAUAACAGCUGGUUGAUUCCUUGAAGCUGGAGUUGCAAGUAGUUGUGACCUGCUUCAUGUGGGUGCCAGGAAGUCAACUAGGAUCUUCUACAGAGUAAUACACACUCUUAAACAAUAAGAAAAAUUGUUGCCUAUGUGAAUCAGGAGAUGGACUGUGUACACUCCACGUCAGUCUGUCUCUCAGGUACCUGAGCAGAAGUGUCUGGAGUACAGACAGACAGACUCAGCAUCACAGCAACAAUGGCCUCAUCAGUCCUAGAAAUGAUCAAGGAGGAGGUAUCCUGCCCUAUCUGCCUAGAGCUUCUGAAAGACCCUGUGAGUGCCAAUUGUAACCACAUCUUCUGCCGAGCCUGCAUCACUCUGAACUAUGAGUCCAGCAAAGGCAAAGAAGGGGAGGGCAUCUGCCCUGUGUGCCGAGAUAGUUACCUGUUUGGAAAUCUGAGGCCUAAUUGGCAUGUGGCCAACAUAGUGGAGAGGCUCAAGGAGUUCAAGUCCAGCCCAGAGAAGGAGCAGAAGGUGAAUGUCUGUGCACAACAUGAAGAGAAACUCCAGCUCUUCUGUGAGAAGGACAUGGUGGCCAUCUGCUGGCUUUGUGAGCGAUCUCAGGAGCACCGUGGUCACCAAACAGCUCUCAUUGAAGAGGUGGCCAAUAAGUACAAGGGGAAGCUCCAGGCUGCCAUGGAGAUGCAGAUGGCUAAUGAGAAAAGAUGUGACCAGUGGGAUGAUGACCUUCAAAAGGAGAGAACUUCCUGGGAGAACCAAAUACAGAGUGAGGUAGAAAACGUUCAGAAGGAGUUUAAAGGACUGUGGGAAUUCCUGGACUCCAAGGAGAAGAAUGAGCUGCAGAAGCUGAUGAAAGAGAAGGAAGACAUUCUGGACAUCCUGGCAGUGUCUCAAAAUGAACUGGAGAAGCAGAGGGAGUCAGUGAGAGAAGUCAUCUCAGAUCUGGAGCAUUGCUUGCAGUGCUCAACCAUGGAGAUGCUGCAGGGGGUGAAUUGUGUUUUAACAAGGAGUCAGAACUUAAGACUGAAACAGCCCGAAAUCAUCUCGAGAAAACAGAGAAAGGUCUUCCGAGCUCCGGAUCUGAAGGGCAUGCUGCAAGUGUUUCAAGGGCUCCAGGAUGCCCAGCACCACUGGGUUCACGUGACCCUGCCUGAACUCUGCAAUAAAAACAUUGUCAUUAGUGAAGACAAAAGACAAAUACAACACGGAAGUGGUUAUAUAAGUAAUUUGCAAGUUUCUGAGUCCUAUGAUUUAGGUGUCCUAGGGUAUCCAGCUAUCUACUCAGGGAAACAUUACUGGGAAGUAGACGUGUCUAGAUGUGAUGCCUGGCUCCUGGGAAUAAAUGAUGGAAAAUGUGCUAAACCCCUGCUUCCUUCAAUGAACCAACAGGGCUUCAAAACCGAAUAUAAGUGUGGUGUUAAACAACAUGUAAAUUAUGAGAAAAACUAUGGUUUUAGCUGGGGAUCCAAAUCAUAUUUUAAGGAUAAACAUUAUGAUUAUCGGUCUGAGUAUGAAGCUAUAGAUAAUUCUGAUAAUAAACAGCAUGUAAAUUAUCAGCCCAAAUAUGGCUACUGGGUUAUAGGGAUGAGAAACAGAUCUGUAUAUAAUGCCUUUGAAGAGUGUUCUGUCACCCACAAUGCCAGUGUUUUGCUCCUCUCUCUGAAUUGUCCUCCCAGUCAUGUUGGAGUUUUCCUGGACCGAGAAGCUUGCACUCUCUCAUUUUAUGAUGUUUCCAACCAUGGAGCUCUCAUCUAUAGAUUCUAUGAACCGAACUUCCCUGAUGCGGUUUAUCCAUAUUUUAAUCCUAUGGAAUGUUCAGAGCCAUUGACAGUCUCUGGGCCGCCCUCCUAAGCCCUCACCCAUGUCUGCACAGUGCCCCUGUGUCUGAUGUAUCUCAAAUGUCUAAGCUCUGUGGGAUCAUUUUAACUUUUUUUUCUGUCUUUGCUUGCAAGGAACCAUCAAACUACCUUGGCCUAGCUGCCUUGAGAGGCAUGAGUCAUAGGUUUUUCAUGUUAGAGUCCAUGGCUCCUGGUGUACACUGUGCCUUCCAGUUCCCAAGAGAUGAGUGCACUCACUCAGGCAGUGAAACAUUCAGGCUAUAUUGAAUUCUCUGUUUGUUCCCCCUAAUAGUCAAGGAAGCAUGGAAAUUUAACAGGACAAUAGGUAUUAGACAUUAAUCGUGAGUACCCUGUAUAACCUUCAAACUUCAUUGUUUUCUGACAAGCAAAUUGCAUUGAUCCUGGCAACUGCCACUAUGAUCUGUUUCUGAUAAAGGUAUAAAAGUCUGAUUGCUCUCAAUAAAAUUGUCACAGCCUUUAUCUUGCUGUGGUCCCU